UCAGCCCCCUCACUGGGCCCUUGGAGGGGGGCACGUCGCUCACGGUGACGGGGUCCAACCUGGGCCAUCGCUUCGAGGAUGUGGCGGACACAGUGACAGUGGCCAACUUGCUGUGUGUCCCUGACCCAGCCCUGUAUCUCGUCUCUACUCGGAUUGUUUGUGAUGUACCCCCAGGAAAACCGGGGUUAUCCGGCCCCUGUCGAGGUCACCGUUGGGGACCGCCCACCGGGUGUUUCUGCCCAGAACUUCACCUACCAGGACCCCACGCUUCUCGACUUGCAUCCCCAUUUCGGCCCUGUCGCUGGAGGGACUCGGUUGACCAUCGUCGGAGAAGAUCUUCUGACAGGCGCUGAGAUUGCCGCCUAUGUCGGGGACCUCCCUUGCUUCCUCGAAGAACCUGUGGAGCCGCAGGCCAUCGUCUGCCGCACCAGCGCCACCACCAGGCCCCGGGAAGCGCGGGUCAAGGUCCAGUAUGGCAGAGUGCAGCGCCGGCUGCAGAAGACCUUCCGUUACGUGAAGAAUCCCCAACUCACCGGGGCGUUCCCGGCGACUAGCUUCCACGGGGGCGGACGGACCAUCUACGUGGAGGGGACCGACUUGGACGUGGUGCAGCAGCCGCUCAUCAAAGCAGUCCUGGAGCCCGAGGAGGAAGCGGCGAGCGGUCUCAGCCGGAAGAAGAGAGCCUGCGAUCUCCCACCGGGCCUUCAGGCCUUGUUGAACCAAGCUCCCCCACGCCCUUGUGUGGAGGUGGGGAACCUGCUGGAGUGCUGGGAACCUUGCUGUGCCAACUCGUCCACUCUCCUCCUCUGCCCGUCGCCCGCUGUGCCACCCGGCGCCCGCUUGCGCCACGUCCGUUUUGAACUGGAUGGCCUCCACGUCCCCUUCAGCAAUGCCAGCGGAGGCGAAGAUUUCACCUACCAGCCCAACCCCCAGCUCCGCUGGCCUGGCCGGGACUCUGGGAACCGCCCUUUCAGUCUUAAACCUGGCAAUGUCUUGGACAUAGAGGGAGACGGCCUGACCCUCGGCAUCAGCAAGGAGGAGGUGACCGUCAUCAUCGGCAACAGCAUCUGCACCGUCAAGACCCUCACCCUGACCCCAUUUUGUACUGCGAGCCCCCCCUGGAGCCCCCGCAGCCCCUGAACGCUUCUUCUGUGCUGCCGGAAUUCAUUGUGCAGAUGGGGAACCUGCGUCUGGACCUUGGCCGAGUUCACUACGACACGGAGCCCCCGUCCCGCUUUCCCCCCGAGGCCCAGAUAGGGUUGGGGGUGGGUGCAGCGGUGCUGGCCUUCGUGGUGUUGCUGCUCAUCUUAAUGUACAGG
Heteronotia binoei (common prickly gecko) is the source of this 1319-nucleotide messenger RNA. Its product is annotated as plexin-B3-like. Gene Ontology annotation, cellular component: semaphorin receptor complex. Bases 163 to 1140 code for a protein of 325 amino acids. Gene Ontology annotation, molecular function: semaphorin receptor activity. The transcript has 8 exons. The record is from RefSeq and is a predicted model, not a curated record. Lineage: Eukaryota; Metazoa; Chordata; Lepidosauria; Squamata; Gekkonidae. Gene Ontology annotation, biological process: semaphorin-plexin signaling pathway involved in axon guidance; negative regulation of cell migration; regulation of GTPase activity.